AUGCUUCGAGGAUAUAUCGGGAAGCCUCAAGCCGCGUUCUACAGGAUGUGCGUUGCUGCUGCGGGCUUGAAAAAUUUUGCAAACGUCGGCCAUCUGGUUCUAUCAAGCCAUCGUCGGAAAGCGGGCAGCUAUAUGGCAAACAGUCAAGUCCACCAUCCAGUUUCCACUUUAUUCGAGGGAAGCUUUAUUGGCCAUAAAGACCAAUCUCAUAACUCUCACAGCAGUAUGCCUACUUCUUCCUCCUGCGCUUGGCAAGGCCGCUUCUCGGAGGUAUUUUGCGAUUGCGACGUGCAUGCCCAGCUCCAUUCUUAGCUACUGCUGCAGAGUUACCCGAGUUACGGUCCGAUUGGGUUCGAGAAGAAACUCCCGGUUGGGUGGUAGGACUCGGGAGUCUCGUUUCCAACGGCACACAAGUUCUACCAGAACGAAAGUGGCUACGCGCGGUACGUGUGUUCGGCUCUUGCAAAUCAAUGCUACUUCUGCUUGCAAUCGCAUCUAAUUCUGCAUCUCGUGGGCUUUGCCAACCCUGCCUGAAGGGCAGCAAUGCGGGUGCCACGAUUAUGCGCACUGAAUUCAUCUUUCUGCUGCGUUUCACUGUCCGAAUCUUGAACAAUUGUUCGAGCGGAGAACUCAAGUGAGUCACGUCCAUCAGCAGCACGAGUUCCUACCACAUCAUCGUAUUGACGGAAUCGAACACGCGAACCACUCGGUGGGCCGUUUGGGACUCGGGUCGCAAUGUCUUGAACCGCCUCGUUUCGGGAUUGCUCGGCCUCUCCAUUUCCUGUACGUGCAUCUAUUACAGGAGUAGGUGAUAGAUUGCUUGCCUGUGCCACUUCCAAUUCUUUUCUUUGCGCGCGUCUCUGUGCCCCCAAGUUUUCGCGGUACUCGCGGCUCGCUGUUUCCAUUUUCAGCUCGAUGAGGAGCUUUAUCAGCCAGUCGUCUUCCCCUUGUGCAAAUACCGAAAGUCCUGGGCUAGCGCGAAGAUCCUGAACAAUUUCAUCCAUCAGGUCCCAUUUCACUCGCGAGGCCUGAUUGUACGUAAGGAACUCAUAUAUCUUCAUUCCUUUUAAGCGCCUACGCAAUUGCGUAUCAACAAUACGGUAUGCACGCUCAUUUCUAGCUCGAUCGUCCUGUUGACCCUCAAAUUCCAACAGCUUCUUCUCAGGAUUGUUUGGAUGCUUCUGAUUGUGAUUCUUGAUGUAAUUGUCCGCAUAUCGCGCCGGGUUGCGUCGCCUAGAAGGGUCGAGCGGAGAAUUCACCUCGAUAGGGAGACCGGAUUUCUUUUUCUGUCGUAUGGGCCGAGGAAUGAGGGGUCGAGUCAUGUCGGCUGGAGAAAGGUUUCUCAGUUGAGAGAAACAGAAAUGUUAUGGUUAGAAAUGGAUUUCUGUCUGUCUCCGGGCGAAGUGAACGUGGUUUACGCAAUGCUCAAUUCAUGAGAUGUCCCAUGUGAUCUGCACAUUCACGACUCGGACACGGGUAUAUAGAACAUGAAAUCAAUGUCAAUAUUUUUACCGAUGGAUAAAAGGUGUCGAAGAAGACUAUGCUACGACAAAAGCGCGACGCAAAUGUACGUAGACGGCAACAGCAAUUGCCUCCUCUGUCAUCUGGACCGUUUUUUUCGACAGAAGCGGCUACACAACAGCGACAGCGUUUUAGAGAGUUGAAUGAUUCCUCCGGCGGAAAUGGAAAGAGCGAUGCACAUCAAUCAAACAGUGGUACUCAAUCUGUCCCUUCGAGCAAUCCCGGCUACCCCAGCAUUGAAGGUGUCAUCGACACAGUGCAUCAGCCGGGAUCACCCACACUUCCAUUGUUACAACCGCACGGUGACUUGUUUGUAGUGGCCCGCGGAUCCAGCGGAGAGCAAAACAAUUUAAGCGCAGCCAAUGCCGUAAAAGUCUAUGGAGAUGAUGAGAUUACACCGGCGGAUCACAAUCAAAGCGGCUACUCGCGGGAUCGGCAGGGGGGAGGGACACAAUCUGAUUUCGGGGAUGUUCUCUUGGCGGCAUAUACAAGUUCUGGUUCAAGUUUUCUCCAGUCCAUACAAACACUAGCAUCUCACAUUCAAGAGGAAGGCGAUGCUGGACUGGAUACAAGCUCAUCAGAGUCCGAUGGUAAUGCUGCCUCACCCUUAGUUCAAAGCAGUUUUGAUGAGAUGACGGCACCAAGUACUGGGACAGCAACUAUUCCAUUUCAGAGAGCAGCAUAUGAUCGAUUCCUUUCCUUUUGCAGAAGACAUAAGGAACUAUUCAGGCUUUGCGUCGACUUUUCGGUGAAGGGGACCGUAAUGAAACGGAUAUGUAAGGUUAUUGGGAAUCUGCAAAAACAGCUAACCGGUAACACACUCAUGCAGUACAAGGGAUGGAAGUCUGCCCCACGCAACUUGAUCAAAUACUCUAGGCUUGAUACUGUCAAAUUUAUGUGUUGUCGGGGGCAUAUGCUGUUGAGAGGUGUGUCCAGCACACCAGACAAUGUUGUUUUCAAGAUAUGCGAUAAAGAAGGCAUGGCGCCCGACCUCACAACUUUUGAGGCCCUUCCACUGCUUUGGAGGUGGAAAGCCUGGGUUGCUGACGAGGCGAGCUGUAAAUCCCUCUAUGGCUAUCGUCACGAAAACUAUACCAAUGCACCGGACUCUGGGAACCAAUACUUCUCCGACUACUUUGACGGAUCGGUUUACAAACAGCUUGUGGACAAACUUGGUGGUGAGGAUGCGGUGAGGUGGGACUUGUUUCUCGCUGUUUCUUGCGAUGGUUUUCAAACAUUUGAGAACAGCAGUUACGAUUGCUGGCCCAUCACUGCCCUCAAUCUCAAUCUACCUCCAGAACUAAGAUUUCUUUUGCGCAAUGUUGUUCCUUUACGCUUUGUCAAGGGUCCAAGGCAACCGAAAAAGAUAGACACAUUUCUGUACCCUUUCAUUGAUGAGGUCAAUUCUAUCAAUAGUGGUGGUGGUACUGAGCUUUCUUUUUACGACGGUGCCACACAAAAGGUUUGCGUCCAUGUUAUGGACUUUACGGGUGACAUUCAAGCAGUUGCAAAAAUUUGUGGGACCGUUGGGCCCAACGGUAAAUCCCCUUGUCGGUUUUGUGUGUUUCACGGUUUUCAUAAAGGCAGGUCGAAUCACUAUUACUUUCCGUCAAA
Chondrus crispus (carragheen) is the source of this 3135-nucleotide messenger RNA. RefSeq lists its product as hypothetical. Bases 1 to 312 code for a protein of 103 amino acids. The record is from RefSeq and is a predicted model, not a curated record. Lineage: Eukaryota; Rhodophyta; Florideophyceae; Gigartinales; Gigartinaceae. The transcript has 5 exons.